Molecule: messenger RNA, 2398 nt
Organism: Chrysoperla carnea
Lineage: Eukaryota; Metazoa; Arthropoda; Insecta; Neuroptera; Chrysopidae
Exons: 13
Coding region: 131-2398 (755 amino acids)
Biological process (GO): Ras protein signal transduction; positive regulation of GTPase activity
Cellular component (GO): plasma membrane
Molecular function (GO): guanyl-nucleotide exchange factor activity
Source: RefSeq, a predicted model, not a curated record
AUCUGCUUUUUGCACCCAACUGUACCACUUUUUCAAUCAAUUUUUAUUUAAUGGUUAUAAAUGUCAAAUUAUUUAUGUUAGUUCUUAAAUUUCGAAAAAAUUCGAUAAGUACUUGUUAGAAUACUAUAAUAUGUCGAUGAAUCGAAUUCAAAAAUUAUUAUUCUCAGAAUAUUGUGACUUUGACGAUAUGGUUUUAGUUGAGAGUCCAUUUGCCGAAGCCACUAGAGAUGGUAAAGGAGUUCGACAAGUUAAUAUUGGUUUAACACCAAGUAAAUUAAUCAUGGCUAUGGAUGUUAUACCAUCUGCAAAUGAAUCCAAACCAUGGUGUUUACACAACAUAGACCCAGAAAUUGAAACAUUUGAAUUAAUUUCUAUAUACCCUAUAGAUUGUGUAAAUUUAAGCAUAUUUCGUAGAAAGAAAAGGCAAUCAAUAAAAGCACAUUUUUGUAAUAAUCGUAUCAAGUAUUAUGAAUUAGGUGGUUUCGAAAAGAGAAAAAUGUUCUGGAAUUUGUGGUGUGAACGUGUGAAAUUCCUUUCACCUAACGAUAUUACUUCAUCAAGAUCUGAAACGUCUGUAGGAUCUUCGUCAUCGACCAGCACUUUGUAUUUAAUCAAUGCGAAAACAAAAUACCCACGAAACAAAAUGCCUCAAAUGUGGUGUACUUUUGGGGCAGGUGAUGGUUAUAAUAUUGAACGCAAAUGGAACGAAAAAGAUUUGUAUCUUGGAAAUCGCUGGGAGCAAGUAUCAUCGCGGUUAUUUCAACCACUUCCUGGAAAUUCACUAACUAGUAUGAAAAAAAUAGAUGAGAAUGAAAAAAAAUUAACAACAAUUAAUGAAUCUUCUACAGUUGAAAACAUUUCUAUAAAUGAUAAAAUUGUGAUACCAGAAAAUGAAAAAAGCAUAUUUCGAGCUGACGCUAGUCUAAUAAAUAGUAACUCGAAUAAUGGAGUUAAACCUGAUAAAAAUUUAACAAAACAUGACAAAGUUAUUAACAAAGCAAUUUGUCGAUAUCAAAUUAUGCAAAUAGUUGAACAUGCGGUAUUUCAAUGGGAAAAUUCUCGGAAAAAUGAUAAUCAUACUGAAAUUCGUCAUCGACGUAGAUACGCUUUUAGUCCUCAACCACAUUUUCUUUAUGGUCUUGGUCCUUGGAAUGUUAGAAUUGGAGAACGGGAUUCUGUCCAGGCUAAAAGUGUUGUGUCUGAAGUAAAAAUCCAUCGUCAACCUCUCGAUCCUGAACUACGAUUGCCAGUAUCUAAACGGCAAUUAAGUGCUUCAAUUUCUGUGGAUUCGCUAUUAAAUAAACCAAAAAUGAUUAACACAAUUCUUGUAAAUAGUACAUGCUGGAAUCUUUAUCCUUCUGAUCCAAUAAAAUUAUUUUGGACUCCAGAAUAUUGGUAUAGACCUAAAUCACCUUAUGAUUUACAGAAUUAUAAAAAAUAUAUUGGCGUAGGUACUUUCCCAUUACCUGAUAAGCAUCGAUCAGAAACGUCCUUAGAAUAUAUGCGACGAAAGUUACAAAUAAAUACUAUGCUAAGUAUUUGGGAUUUUGAUUCAACAACAUUGGCAUAUCAAUUAACUAUUAUUGAUAGGGAUUUAUUUUUGAAAAUUAAAGAAAUUGAAUUGGGUAUUGUGGUUUGGCAGAAAUCUUGUAAAAAUGCUCCAAAUAUUUCAGCAAUUAUUGCAUUUUCACACCGUAUUUGUUGUUUAGUAACCACUGAAAUUAUAAAGCAAGAUAUUGAAAAGUUAAGAUCUCGAGUAAUAUGUCGAUUUAUUUCAAUUGCUGAUAAUUGUAAUCGAAUAUGCAACUUUCAAUCAUGUAAAAGUGUGUUAUGUGGAUUACAAAGUCCGCCAGUAUACAGAUUACAUUUGACAUGGUCUUACAUUCGACGAAAAUAUUUUUCUAAGUAUCAAUUAUUUGAAAAAUUGUGCAAAUUAUAUCGUGAUCCUCGCUUGCCAGCUUAUCAACGUGCUUUUUCUCAUGCCAAACAAAACUAUCCAUAUUUACCAUAUAUUGGGGAUAUAUUAUUUCAAUUGAUGGACAAGAUACCAAAACCAUGCAAAAAACAGCGUCGAAACUUAACAGAAGAAAAACAGCACUCCAUUCCAUUAACUGGGGAAGAAGUUAACAUAUUGAAAAAUGCUAAGAAAAUCGAAUCAUCUUCAUCACUGCCGAAUGUAUUCCAACGAUUUUUAUUAGCUUUCAUACCAUCGUCAAAACCAAAUCCCUACAGAACAACACUUGAAACUAUCAAACUACAGCAAGAAGCUAAACAAAAUAGUAAUCUUCGAUCAAAAGUUCUUCAUAAAAAAGUAUGCAAUACUCGAUCAAGAAUUAUUCAUAAUAAUGUAUGCAAUAAACAUAGGUACGAAGAGAAAAAGAAAUCGCCUUUUCGAUAA